Messenger RNA from Gigantopelta aegis, 2663 nucleotides. RefSeq names its product ras-related protein Rab-32B-like. The record is from RefSeq and is a predicted model, not a curated record. The transcript is spliced from 9 exons. NCBI's taxonomy places the organism in Eukaryota, Metazoa, Mollusca, Gastropoda, Neomphalida, Peltospiridae. Gene Ontology annotation, cellular component: phagocytic vesicle; late endosome; trans-Golgi network. Bases 45 to 725 code for a protein of 226 amino acids. Gene Ontology annotation, molecular function: GTP binding; GTPase activity. Gene Ontology annotation, biological process: phagosome-lysosome fusion; endosome to lysosome transport.
CGAAACGCGUCACAUGACGAAGCACAUGAUCUGCUAAAUGAAAAAUGGCAGCUUCCAGCGCUGCAUAUUCCGCUAAACAAACGAACGUAGAAGAACACUUAUAUAAAAUUUUAGUAAUCGGGGAAUUUGGUGUUGGAAAAACAUCUAUAAUAAAGAGAUAUACGGAAGGUUUUUUCUCUCCAAAUUACAAACUAACAAUUGGUGUUGACUUUGCCCUUAAGACCUUGAACUGGGGUGAAAAUCGUAAAGUAAACCUGCAACUCUGGGAUAUAGCAGGCCAUGAAAGGUUUGGUCACAUGACAAGAGUUUACUAUAAAUAUGCAAUUGCUGCUAUAAUAUGUUUUGAUCUGUCCAGACCAGCAACAUUUGAUUCAGUUCUUAAAUGGCUGAAUGAUGUCAACUCCAAGGUAAUGCUAGCCAAUGAGAAACCAGUUCCGGUCAUGUUACUGGCAAACAAGUGUGAUAUUGAAGAGGUUUCCAUUGACAGUAACAUGUUGUCAAAGUUCUGCAAGGAUCACAGUUUUAUUGGCUGGUUCCCCACCUCAGCUAAAACAGAUGUAAAUAUAGAGAAAGCCAUGAACUUCCUCACCGAGCACAUAAUGUCCCUCCCCACAGAGAGUACACAACCCGGAGAACAUAUCGACCUGAAGACGUCAUCAGACUUGUUGUCUACACAGGAAACAUUUCAAAGUGACGAGGUGGAGAGAAAAAGCAGCUGUUGCUAAUCUGAUCUAUAAUAAAUACAAUAGUGCAGACAUGAGGACUGUUUUACCAAAGAGCUUUCAGUCAGCAUCAAGACAUUACCAAGUGAAUGAGUCUAACUAGUAACUGUAUAGUAGUCAUGUAUCAUUAUGUUCGUUUCCAAGAAGAAACUAGUGAUGCAAGAACAGUUAUUUUCAAAAAUAAGGCUGUACGUAGCCUAAAAUAACUUGGGACGGGUGCAAUAUGAAAUACUGAAUAAACAGUAAAGAUAUUCUAAAAUGUAUAAUUUUAAUUGUUAAAAUGUUUUAUGUUAGAUGGAAAUGUGCUACAAUGGCUACGAAAGUUAGUUUGUUUUGUUUUGAAACCACAAGAACACAUUCAUCAGUUAAAUCAUCAGCUAUUUGGUGUCAUUUAUUUGAUAAUUUUGACACAUGGUCUUCAAAGGAAAGCUAUCUCCAUCAGCAGCACAUACCACAUAAACCUGUUAUAUUUAAUGUCUGCUGAAACAGCACCUACUUUUUUUACUCUCUAUAUAACAUACCGGUGUUCAACUGUCGAAUCCCUAUAGGAACAUUGUUGAAGUGAAUAACUUCUAAAUGCUUGUGGCACAUACUACUUUGUAAAUACAAAAAUACUGACUUUGCGUAUGAUUUAUUUAAUUAUUUUCAAUGUUUAUUUUCAUAAUGUGUAAUAAAUAUGGUGUGUAAAAUGCGAACAGAAAUAUGUAAGAUUAAUGCUUCCUUUAAUUUUAUAAUUAAAAUAAGGUUUUUUAGUAAAAGUUGAAGAUACUGAUACUAUUUUGACUGGUAAAUUAAAACAAAGGAAAUGCUUUUCUAAUAUUGGCAUAGUAGCACAGACAGUUGACCUGUUAAAUGGUCUGAUAAAAUAUUACUAGAAAAUGAAUACAUUUAAUUGGUCAUGAAAAAUACUUUGUGGCUGUGUAGCCAUAAAUUAGAAUAUAGGGCUUGUUCAAAUUCAGCUAAUGCUAGUCAAUUAGGUGGCUGUUCAACAUAUAUGUAAUGAUCUAGUUGAGAGGGGGAAUCAAUGGAAAGUAUUACAAAACUUUAUGGAUGACAGAUGUUCUUUAACAAAUCUAUCUUGUAUUGAUAACCAAACCAUGCAAACAUAAAUAAAACAGAAAAAUCACCUCAUAAUGACAAGGAAAGCGGGGGUGGGGGUAGGGGUGUUUUCACAAGUAUUACAUGAUUUUAAAGGGGAUAGUGGUCUUAGCAUUACAGAAUGUUACAUUAGUGUUGAAUGGCCCUUAUACUUUAAAAAAGUGUUUCAAAUGUAAAUAUAAUGUAAAAAAAUGUAUUGCAUUAAUUUAUGCCAUUUUUAUCGGCAUCAAAAAAACAACAGGACAUCCUUGAAUAGUGUUUUUUAAAACGGGUACCAGUAUAAAGAAUUUCUAGUUCAUGUUUCUGAAAAGGUUUUUAAUUGUUCUGCAUUAGCAUAAAAUUUAUUACAGCUUUUGAAUUUUUUGGGAUGGCUUUUUGUUUUGUUUUUCAAUUUAUUGCAUUAGGUAAUUUCAUAUACAUGCAAAUUUAUAUUUAUAUUCUGAAUUUUUUUUUCUUCUUAAAUCAGGAGUUAAAUCUUCUACACAAAUUUUAUUCUAUAUUUCCCAGUGGCAAACUGAUGUGUUUGUACGUACCUGUAUGUCUGUCUGUAUGUGUGUGGCAAACUGAUGUGUUUGUACGUACCUGUAUGUCCGUAUGUAUGUGUGUGGCAAAUUGAUGUGUUUGUACGUACCUGUAUGUGACCAAGUCACAUUCUAGGUUAUAUUGCUGUAUAUUUGUGUGUAAUAUUCUUUUCUUUUUUCUGCCUUAUAUGUUUUUAAUAUUUAAUUUUAUGCGACAUGAAAUUUUGCUUGGGUAUAUUAUGAAAUAAUUUAACAUUGUUAAGAUUUGUCAUAAUAUUUACAUGUAUAUUUAUGCAAUUAAAUAAAGUAUUUUCAAAUUAAA